GCCCCCUUUCGUUCUUCUGUUGUUCUGAUGCCAAGCUUGGUGCUGCGUAGAACCACUCUCAAAAGAAGCCACACAGUCUUCAGAACCACUUGCCCACGCAAAGAACCACUUAAGCACGCGAACUGUUCUGCCCAGAACUCGUGGCUCUGAACAGAACCGUUCCCUUCCCUGGAGAACCGUCUCUGUGGAGAGAGUAGGCCGACAGUUGGAGCAGGGAGCCACCAGGAAGUCUCGCCCAAACAAACUGCGCAUGUUCGGCGCUCAGAAAGAUGGAUGUGUGCGCCGUCGGUAAACGUGUGCUCUAGGAGCGGGACAUGACGGAGACGGAGGUGACCGUGUCCGUGGGGGACAUGGUGGUGAUGAAGGCCUCUGAGGAAGAGGAGGUGGGGGCUGACGAUGCGAGCAAGACGCAGGUCAUCCUACAGCUGCAGCCCAUCACAUCUGGGGUUAGAGAUGAAUCGGGGGAGUCGGGUGCAACUGUCGUGGCAGUGGAGGCACAAGAUGAAGAUUUGGUGGCAGGAGAUGAUGUUGAACUGGGAUAUCCUAUUACGUGCGGAGAGAGCAAAGCGGUUCUUCUGUUCAAGAAAUUCGUUUGCCCCGGAAUCAAUGUCAAAUGCGUGAAGUACGAGGACCAGUUAAUCAGUCCUAAACAGUUUGUUCACAUGUCCGGCAAAGCCACUCUUAAAGACUGGAAACGGGCCAUCAGAAUGGAGGGAGUCAUGCUCAGGAAAAUGAUGGACUCAGGUCAGUUAGAUUUCUAUCAGCACAGCACUCUGUGUACCAACACCUGCCGCAGUACUAAAUUCGACCUUCUUAUCAACAACACGCGGUUCCCUCCGGACAGCAGCGUGCUCAGCACUCCUUCCACAACCCACGGGCAGGUUGCCAUGGGAAACGGCGGGGAGGUCGUCAUGGUGGAGGAGAAAGCAGAGGAAGCGACCGGCUCUUUGGAUUGGAGUUCUGCUACUGUGGAAACUGUAGAGAAGAAGGAAGUAGCAGAGAUAUCUGAGGAGACGUUCAGCUUCUGGAAGGGCAUUGCAGAUGUGGGCCUCAUGGGGGAGGUGGUCAGCAACAUCCGUACAGAACUGCUGGAGCUGCUGAGGGGGGUGCAGCUCCGCUCUGACCAGGCGAACCUGCAGGACGCUGAAGUGGCCGUUCUGAGUAACCUCGCCCAGGUGUUCGGCCUGCUGGACUCCAUCAAACGCAUCCUGAGUGUUCGACGACAAAUGACUGACCCAGGAGAGAAGCAGGUCCUCAAAGCCCUGACCAGUCUAGAGCUGCAGCUGGAGGAGCAGAAGAAGCAGCAGAGCUGGUUGUCUCAAUCUCAGGCCCUCAGCAGCCUGCUGGCGCCCUCCUCUCCCCCGGCCAAACGCACCCCCAAGCGCCCCCGUCUCCAGCGUCCCGCCUCCACCACGCUGCUGGGCUCCACCGUGACCCAGCCUGUAACCCUCCAGCCCCAGCAGUUCACCGUGCUCUCCCCGAUAGCCCUGCCUUCCGUCGGACAGCCUUUCACCGUGGCCGGCCUGGCUCAGCCGCCCACCACGGUCACUCUGCACGCCCUUCCUGUGGGCUCGCAGGUCUUCACACGGAUCGCCACCGACGGAAAAGGAGAGACCAUCACACUCCACCCAGCGCAGGGGAUCACGCUGCUGGGCACGACAGCGGUGCAGGACCCCGGCUGCACCGUGGUCAGCCCCAUGGAGCUAGUGCGGCUGACCCAGGGCUCAGUGGACGUGGAGCAGGAGGACGAGACUCAAACUCACACCGCCACAGUCAUCGAGAUCGACCCGGCGCCGGUGGAGCACGGCAUGGGAGUCGUGGAGCUGCAGCUGGAAACGGACGGCGCGGGAGGAGCGGAGGAGGCGACGCUGGCUCUGAAGGAGGGAGAAGGGGAGGUGGUAAUGCAGAGGGAGGAGAUACACAGCCAGGCGGAGGAGCUGCAACUGGAAGCCAACGGACAGAUUCACAACCUACAGAUAUUGGUAGUAGAGGAGGAGCAGACACACGAGGAGGGCAAAUCCAAAUGAGAGAGACCGAUUAACCCACUCACACAGAGCAGAACGAUUGAUUUGGGCAGGUGAAAUCAUCUUAAUUCGAGGGAUUUAGUCAAUAAUAUCUCUUAUUUCUCAUUAUAAGACUAUUCAACCUACAAAGUCAAUUUGUGGGAAAUAAAACUUGCUUAUUUGAUUAAAUAAUGUAUAUAAGAAGCGAAAUUAUCUGUGAAAUGGGAUUAUUUCGCUGCUUAAAGGGUCCAUAUCCAGUGAAAAACAAAGGGAUCUAUGGAAAUUAAGCCGCAUCGUUUCUGUGAUGUCACAAAAAAACAACGUAUUUCAAUGUAACAGCAGGUUGGAGUGUUUCAAGCCAGACCCCUUUUUCAAAGAUCACAGCAGAGCUCAUUUACAUAUCAGUCUUAAAGGCACAGCAACCAAAACAACCCAUUUGAUUCUAAAAGAUGGAGAAAAUGAAUUAUGACCGCUUUUAGUACAUAAACCAAUCUCGAUUAUUAUAGGUGGACCAUAAAAACAUGCAAUAUGGGCCCUUUAAGUUGACUUAAACCAAGCAAAAGUAAGUUGUAUUAUAAUAAUAAUCCAUAAUAAUUUAGUCUCAUGAGAAAUAUUAGACUUGAUUCAAGAUGAUUUCACCAGCGUUUUCUGCAGCACACACUCACUCAUUCAUGCACACUGACCCCUGAGACGGUCAGCGACGUUGUUUGCACUUCGCAGCCAAGUCUGUUUUUUUUUGUUUGUUUGUUUUUUGUAUUUUUUUUCUUUUUUUUUUACCUACUUUCCUAAAAGUGGUCCGCAUGGCCAAGUAUGAAAAAGAUGUAACUGCUUUUGUACGAGCAAGUCCAGUAUUACAUUUUGACCUCCAGAGGGCGCUGGUGAGUUUUGUUAUGCUUUUGUAAGAGAGUUCAGUAUUUUUGUUUUCCCUUUUUGUGGAUCGCAGACGAGCAGAUCAGGCACUGUCCUUUCCUUACAGUGGUGCCAAAACGCAGGACUGAAACUAUGAUGCACCUGAAACCGUCACUUAAAGCCAAGAUGUGGACACUCAUCAAAAACUAAUAGGACUGUUAUUUGUACUAAGACUCAGCAUCCUUAGCAUCCUGGACCGAGCUGACUAACCUGAGCUCCACCCUCAGACUGAUUAAUGCGCAAGUCUCGUUUGACCUCAUGAGAAGCUGCAGCACUUUAUCUCGUCUGUCACGACACAAAUUUCCCAAAUUGGACCGUUGCAGUCAGAGACGUCUCCCUGAGCAAACAGGACGGACUGUUUCUUAUCGGUGUGGCUUAAAGGGCCAAAGUCAUGGAAAACAAAAAUGAUCAUUAUUAUUUUGUAAAUAAGUGUUUGUAAACAUCGAUAAUACUCGAUAAACAUACCAAUCAGCCUCCAGGCUAAACAGUCCAUAUAUGGAAACUCAGCAGCAAAUCUGGGCCUGUUUUUGUGAUGUCACAUUUAUCGCUGUUGUCGGGGGAAAAAACCUCGUAUCUCCGAAACGGCAACUUCACAGGGGAAGGAA
Molecule: messenger RNA, 3517 nt
Organism: Pygocentrus nattereri (red-bellied piranha)
Lineage: Eukaryota; Metazoa; Chordata; Actinopteri; Characiformes; Serrasalmidae
Gene: gmeb1
Product: glucocorticoid modulatory element binding protein 1
Exons: 11
Coding region: 315-2027 (570 amino acids)
Biological process (GO): positive regulation of transcription by RNA polymerase II
Cellular component (GO): nucleus
Molecular function (GO): DNA-binding transcription activator activity, RNA polymerase II-specific; RNA polymerase II cis-regulatory region sequence-specific DNA binding
Source: RefSeq, a predicted model, not a curated record